AUGACUGGAAAAUUUGAUAAUAGUAACAAUAGAAGAGACAGUGGAGGGUUGAUAAUGCAAGAUGACAUUAUGCAUGGUAGCACUAGAGUUCACUCUUUGAAUAGUUUAUUGAAAGACCAAUCAUUCAAUUCAAUCAGAGGUUUUAAAGGGAUACUUAGAAAAAGCUCAAAAUAUUCAAAUUAUUGGAAUGAUUCUUCCAUUUUAUUUUCGGCUGAUGCCCGAGAUACAUUGGUAAAGGUUGAAGAAAGAGAGGAAUCAGAUGAAGAAGAGGAUAAAGAGGAUAUUAAGCCCAAGAGAAAGUCACAAUAUUUUGAUAUCUUUUCAAAAGAGCCUACAAAAUAUUCCAAACAAUCUGCCCUCAAGACAAAUCCCAAGGGUAAGUCUAACGAUGUUAGAAACUUGCAAAAUUCAAAGAAAUUCACGAAUUCUCUUCAAGACAUUGGCAAGCCACAUUUGACGAAUCUUAAAGUCCUCAGUAAAGCUGACUUGGAAUCUCGUAGGAUUAUAAUUUUGAAAGGAUUACCAAAAGGGUCCAAUCCAGGAGCGGUUUUAACUAGAGUUUGUGGAGGACCAUUAGAAAGAGUUGUCUUUCACGAAAAUAGAGAGGAAUUUGUUAUGGAACUUUAUUAUGCUUUCCCUAAGGAUGCCCACAAGUUUUUUGAGUUUGGUAGAACUGGUCUUUUACUCUUCAAUAAUCAAAGACUCAUUUUGGAAUGGGCUAAUGAAACUAACACUGAAAAUAUUAAUUUGGUACAUCCUCCAGUUGGUGAUUCACUUUUGAACCAGAUAUUCAAUGGAGCUAGAAGGUCGUUGUUGUUUGUGAGAGAAAUUCCUAAUAAAUCAUCCAGACACCAUCACUUACAUUAUCCCGUACCAGAACAGCAUUAUUCUCGUGAAUUUGACAUUAAGAGUGUUAUUAAGGAUUUCUCGUUGGUUGGUAAUAUAAUAGAUUUCAGUCCUAUCAUUUCAAGGAAACUUGCGUUCGUUCUUUAUUUUGAUGAUAUCAGGACUGCAAUAACAGUGAAAAAACUUUGUGAAACCAAAGGAUCGAUUUUGAAUAAAAAAUAUCGAGAUUGGAAACUAUAUUAUGGUAAGGAUAUCACCGAUAAGCCAUGUCAUACAAUAUAG
Yamadazyma jaroonii is the source of this 1128-nucleotide messenger RNA. Lineage: Eukaryota; Fungi; Ascomycota; Pichiomycetes; Serinales; Debaryomycetaceae. The record is from the annotation of a GenBank genome assembly.